Rhododendron vialii is the source of this 1986-nucleotide messenger RNA. Its product is annotated as ribosome-inactivating protein PMRIPt-like. The record is from RefSeq and is a predicted model, not a curated record. Gene Ontology annotation, molecular function: rRNA N-glycosylase activity. Gene Ontology annotation, biological process: negative regulation of translation. NCBI's taxonomy places the organism in Eukaryota, Viridiplantae, Streptophyta, Magnoliopsida, Ericales, Ericaceae. Bases 24 to 1715 code for a protein of 563 amino acids. The transcript has a single exon.
UUUGCACUGGACAAUUAAUAAAGAUGAGAGUGCAGCUCGCAAUAUUCGUUGUUGUUCUCGCAAUUUACCUGGGUGUCGUCCUCCAAGGCGCUAAGACCAAUAUCCCCUUCUCUACCAAAGAUGCAACCAGGAGCACAUACUCAAGUUUCAUAGAUGCGCUACGAGCUCAUCUCACAAAUGGAGUUCCCAGGGUAUCUGGUAUACCGGUGCUGCCCUCGAGCUCCUCAGUGCCGGACUCUAGGCGCUUCGUUCUGGUCGAUCUCUCUAACAACGUCGGGAACACCAUCACCGUGGCGAUAGACGUGGUGAAUGUUUACGUGGUGGCUUUUCUUGUACGUGACCAAGUAUACUUUUUUCGGGACGCUCCAGAGGCUGCAUUCAGAACUUUAUUCAAGGAAACCAAUAUCAAUCAUCAUAAUCUCAGCUACAGCGGCAACUAUGUCGACCUCGAGAGACGUAGUCAAUCCAGGGAGCUAACCGAUCUAGGACUCUCUAACCUAGAUCAUGCCAUUUCCAGGCUGUGGUAUGAUCGUUCCGACGCUGCAGUUGCAUCAUCGUUCCUUGUGAUAAUUCAGAUGGUCUCGGAAGCGGUAAGGUUCAGGUUCAUUGAGACACGAAUUCGACAAAGCAUAACAAGUGGAACUUCUUUUCGACCAGACCCUGCAAUGUUGAGCCUGGAGAACGGGUGGUCGUCUCUCUCUACAGCUAUCCAAAGUUCACUCGAUGGAGUAGUAUUCAGUCGGUCAGUUACGCUUCGAAGUGUUUCAAACAAUCCUGUCAUAGUGGAAAGCACUUUGUCUCCCGUCAUUGCCGGUCUUGCCUUGCUGCUCUACAGAUGCCCUGGUGGUGGCCGUGGAAGCAAUGAUGCUAUUCCGGCCUUGCCUGGGAGUAUAACAAGAAUACCUUUUAGUAGUGUGGGUGACGCUGAUGAGUGUACUAUAUUAGGCAGCACGAGACGCAUCAGUGGUCGAGAUGGGUUGUGCGUGGACGUGAGGGAUGGGCGCGAUAACGAUGGGAAUCCCAUCCAACUAUGGCCAUGUGGACAGCAGUCCAACCAGCAAUGGACUUUCCAAACGGAUGGGACGAUUCGGUCCUUGGGCAAAUGCAUGACUACCUAUGGUUAUAGCCCUGGAGUCUAUAUCACGAUUUUUAACUGUGGAACGGCUGCGCAGAACGCCACAAAGUGGUCGUUAUCUUCUGAUGGUACCAUCACCAAUCCUCACUCUGGUCUUGUUCUGACGGCUAAUCAAGCUGCACAGGGCACAAUCCUGACUGUAGAGACCAAUGUUCAUGCCGCUAGUCAGGGUUGGAGAGUACUGGGAGAGGAGGUAAAUCCCACUGUGACUACCAUUAUAGGGUUUAAUGAUCUGUGCAUGCAAGCUAACAACGACAACAGUCGUGUAUGGCUGGAGUCUUGUGUGGACAGCAGGCAACAACAACAAUGGGCACUCUAUGGUGAUGGCACCAUUCGGGUAAAUAGCGACCACAACCUGUGCCUGACGUCCGAUGGCCAUUCUUCCUUGGACGUAAUCAUCAUCCUUAGAUGUCAAGGGUGGGGCAACCAGCGUUGGGUGUUCAAUAGUACCGACGGCACCAUUUUAAACCCCAAUGCUAAAUUGGUCAUGGAUGUCAAAGAAAGUAAUGUCUCUCUUCGUCAAAUCAUUCUGUAUCAGCCUACCGGGAACCCUAACCAGCGGUGGCUGCCCUACUUCUGAGUACUGUGACGUUGCAUGCCAUUCAUAAGAUCAGUACUAGCUAGUUCUCGUCGAUCAUGUACUGUCGAAAUAAAUGCCUUUAUGGUCUUUUUAAAGUGAGUCUUGUUUGUGCCAAGUGUAUGGCCAUGAUUAAGUCUAUGAGAUGAAUCCAUAUGUAAGCAAAAGUUUGUCCUAAAAUAGUAGUAAUGAAUAAAAAAAUAGGGACAGAGUGCUGCCUUUCUGGUUCGCACGACUGCCCUAGCUUGUUGAGGGUUGGUUUGUUCAAGCUUAA